AUGAUACAAGUUUCUUUAUGUUCGACCGGUUCCGACAAUGAGGAAAAAUUUAGCUCGUCGGUCAUCUCUGAGUUGGUGCUUGAUUUUUUUCUACAUGAUUCUUUGCCCGAGUCAGUUCAACUUCGAAUUGGCAGUAGAUUAACGUAUUUAAGUGUUCUAAUGAUAAUUUCUACAGAUAUAAUAACAGAACCUGGGAAGAUAAUUGAAACCAGUGAGUAGGUAUUAAAUUAACAAUAUGAAGCGUUGGUGGCGGAUGACCGCGCUGUUCUGCAUUGUGUUAUCGCUCAGCGCGCAGAAAUCAUCUGCGGCCCAUGCAAGUUUCCCGAGCUAUCCAAGUUUCCCCAGAUUUCCAAAUGUAGAUGAUCACAGCGUUAUCGUAGGCAGCAGUUUUAAGCCGGUAAACGACGACCUCACAGACGAUGAGCCCGCUGCAUCCAUCAAGAUGACGCACAUGCGCGUUCGCUCCGAGAUUGCUAUGCGCUACGCCCGCACGGCCAUCAUAUGCAAUGUGUACAACCCCAGCAAGAAACCGCAGGAAGCCACUUUUGAUGUGCUGCUGCCUGACACAGCCUUCAUCAGCGGAUUCACUAUGACUUUGGGUACAGAAACCUAUGAAGCAUAUGUAAAAGAAAGGAAAGAAGCUACUCAAAUAUAUGACGAUGCGGUUAAACAAGGAGCUUCUGCUGCUCACGUUGCUACAAAAGCACGUGACUCAAACGACUUUACGAUAAAAUUCAACGUCGAAGGCAGAAGUAAUGCAACGUACCGCUUGAGAUAUGAAGAGUUGUUGGUUCGUCGAAAUGGCGUCUACAACCAUGCUAUCAAUCUGCACCCUGGCACGCUUGUGCCUAAAAUGGACGUCGUUGUACACAUCAAGGAAUCGCAGCAGAUCUCUGUACUGCGGGUGCCUGAAUUGAGGUCCGGAAACGAAAUUCAUGCGACAGAAAAAGACGCACAAAACGCUAACGCUGUAAUUCGAAGAGGAAAAAAUGAAAGGGAGGCUACAAUUUCAUUUACACCUAAUCUGGAAGAGCAGAAAAGACUUGCUGAACUAUAUGCGGAAAAAACGAAAAAAACAGCUGACCUUGAUUCUUCAAACGUUGGCUUCGAUAGUGCAGAGAAAGACAAUGAAGUUGAGGGUCUCUUGGGUCAAUUUGUAGUACAAUAUGACGUAAAUCAGCCAGAAAAUGGAGAAAUUUUGGUCAAUGAUGGCUACUUUGUGCACUUCUUCGCCCCGAGCUCGUUACCGCCGUUGAGUAAGCACGUGGUGUUUGUACUCGAUACAUCCGGCUCCAUGGGUGGGAAUAAGAUUGAGCAGUUGCGGAAAGCCAUGAUCGCCAUUCUUUCUGACCUAAACCCAAGCGACUAUUUCAGUAUCGUCGAAUUCAACUCAGGUGUUCAGGUACACGAACUGAAAGAAGCCAAGAAAGCACUGACACCUUACUAUACAAAUCCCGAUUCUCCUGUCGGUAUAGUGCCUGUACCUGCACUUGCAUCACCAGAUAACAUAGCUUCGGCAAAGAUUAUUGUAACCAGACUCAUUGCUGUGGGAGGUACCAAUAUAUACAAAGCCCUUGAUGUGGCCAUUAAUAUUGUACAAAGCCGAGAUCUUCAGAAAGCUCAAACAAAUUCGGCAAAUGUAUCGUUGAUAUCUCAGUAUAACAACGGAACAGACCAAAAUAAAAAUGAGCUGGAACCCAUUAUAAUCUUUUUAACGGAUGGCGAGCCAACCGUGGGUGAAACCAAUCGUGACCGCAUAAUCACGUACUUGUCCGAGAGAAACUCUGGCCCGAAUAAAGCUACUUUGUACACACUUGCUUUUGGUGAAAAUGCAGACCGCGUUUUCCUGCGCAAGCUGUCUCUCCGCAAUGACGGCUUUAUGCGGCACAUCUACGAGGCAGCUGACGCGGCGCUACAGCUUCACGACUUCUACCGGGAGGUGUCCUCACCGCUUCUCUCUGACGUCAAAUUCUUAUAUCCCCGCCGACAGAUAAAAGAAGGGUCGCUGAGCCAAAGUCGGUUUCGCACUAUCAACGACGGUUCGGAAGUGGCUGUAGUGGGUAGGGUCGCUGAUAACAUCAAUGAAAUCACGCCUCAGGUGCUUGGAUUAAGGGCAGAAAGAGAUGGUCGAAGUCGGAAACUUUACGAAGUAAAUCCUACAGUGCCCGUGACUCAAAACAAAGAUGAGUACUUGCCCUUAGAGCGGCUUUGGGCGUACCUCACUAUCAAACAACUGCUGGAUAAAAGUGACGCCGGCGAUACCAGCCAGAGUGGGUCAGAGGAUGACAGUUCUGAAGAAAGACCUGAGAAGAAAGCUCUGGCUAUCGCACUUAAGUACUCGUUUGUUACGUCUCUGACAUCGCUAGUGGUUGUCAGGCUGAACAAAACCGAUGUCGUAGAGGCUGUGGAUGUGGAAACUGUCGACGACCCAAGUUUCUCGCCGUUUAGUGCGUCCUUUCCGCUCAAGAAUUUGACCUAUACCAGUGCAAGUACUGAUGAGGGGCUUACCGUCGCUUCAAGCUUAGGACCUGUGCUGUUUGCUCGGGCAACCAAUCGCCACAACUCCGGCGCCAGUUUCGGUGGUGGACCCACUAGUGGUGCUGUUACACAUAAACCGUAUUCUCCGCCAAUGGCUGACUAUGAAAAUGAUUAUGACCUAGAAGCCUAUGAAUGGACGUCAUCGAUCCAAGUAUCGGGAACUGACUCUCUCGUAUUGAAAGUAAAUGGAACUGAAGUCGUCCUCAAUCUCUCGAAAGAUCUUGUUCCACCAAAAUCGAAAGGAGGAGACCCCGAGUGUUUCAACAGCUUACCUUUAACGGCAAAAGUGGUUGCAACGAAUGAGGGCCCCGCAAGUGUCUGCGUGUACAUCUCGCGGUGCGACGCCGCGCGACACAUCAGCGUUAAUGCAUACCAGACCAGCUACUGCCUCGUCAAUGAUCGGUAUGCCGGAGUUUGCUGUCCAAGAAAUGAAAUAGACAAAUAAUACCUAACCUUUAAAUACUUUAACCUUUAAAAUUAUAAUGCGUUACAUGUGCAUUCGCCUCUGAAGGCUUCAAUAUCUA
Molecule: messenger RNA, 3062 nt
Organism: Pararge aegeria (speckled wood butterfly)
Lineage: Eukaryota; Metazoa; Arthropoda; Insecta; Lepidoptera; Nymphalidae
Product: inter-alpha-trypsin inhibitor heavy chain H4-like
Exons: 22
Coding region: 236-2983 (915 amino acids)
Source: RefSeq, a predicted model, not a curated record